UUAAACCCACAGGUGUCUGAGGAGGUGAGAGAGGUCAGAGGGUAAAGGCUAAAGGUCAUUUCAAGAUGAGUGAGCUCGAGCAGCUUCGUCAGGAGGCUGAGCAACUGCGCAAUCAGAUCAGAGAUGCCAGGAAAGCAUGCGGAGACUCCACACUUACACAGAUAACAGCAGGUCUGGACCCAGUGGGGAGGAUACAGAUGAGGACGAGGCGCACACUGCGGGGCCAUUUGGCGAAAAUCUACGCCAUGCACUGGGGCACAGACUCCAGGCUUCUUGUUAGUGCCUCACAGGAUGGAAAACUCAUCAUCUGGGACAGUUAUACUACAAACAAGAUUCAUGCCAUCCCGCUGCGGUCCUCAUGGGUGAUGACAUGUGCAUAUGCGCCAUCCGGGAACUUUGUGGCCUGUGGUGGACUGGACAACAUUUGCUCCAUAUACAGCCUGAAGACGAGAGAGGGCAAUGUGAGAGUGAGCCGAGAGCUGCCUGGACACACAGGUUACCUUUCCUGUUGCCGUUUCAUAGAUGACAAUCAGAUUAUCACCAGUUCAGGAGACACAACCUGUGCUCUGUGGGACAUUGAGACAGGUCAGCAGACCACGCUGUUCUCUGGCCACAGUGGAGAUGUCAUGAGUCUCUCUCUUGCUCCAGACUCUCGAACCUUCAUCUCCGGGGCCUGCGAUGCCUCCAUUAAACUCUGGGACAUCAGAGACAGCAUGUGCAGACAGACCUUCACCGGCCACGAGUCCGACAUCAACGCCGCCUGCUUCUUCCCCAGCGGCAGUGCUUUUGCGACGGGUUCGGAUGACGCCACCUGCAGGCUGUUUGACCUGCGUGCGGAUCAGGAGCUGUGUUUGUACUCUCACGAUAAUAUCAUCUGUGGCAUCACCUCUGUGGCCUUCUCUCGCUCCGGACGCCUGCUGCUCGCCGGAUACGACGACUUCAAUUGCAACAUCUGGGAUGCCAUGAAGGGAGAGCGAGCAGGAGUGCUGGCUGGCCAUGACAAUCGUGUGAGCUGUCUGGGAGUAACAGAUGAUGGCAUGGCCGUGUGCACAGGAUCCUGGGACAGUUUCCUGAAGAUCUGGAACUGACCAAACACACACAGUACACAUAAUUCACUCAACACACACUGUAUGUACUUUACACUCACCUACACAGACACACACACACACAUGCCUGAAUACAAACUGUACAUACUAAUAUAAAUAAGGCAACUAGGUAAACAUUUACACCAAUCUUUUCAGUGCCACAUCGCUCCAUACGUACAGUGCCCUCUAUUAAUAUCAGCAUCUUUCAUAAAUAUGAGCAAAGAAGGCUGUGAGGGGGGAAAGAUGCUCAGAUUAUGA
This is a messenger RNA of Danio rerio (zebrafish), 1343 nucleotides long. It is a transcript of the gene gnb2, whose product is annotated as guanine nucleotide binding protein (G protein), beta polypeptide 2. Gene Ontology annotation, biological process: signal transduction. NCBI's taxonomy places the organism in Eukaryota, Metazoa, Chordata, Actinopteri, Cypriniformes, Danionidae. The record is from RefSeq and is marked provisional.